AUGUCAGAAACUAAUAAGUUAAAAAAAGGGGUUCCUACUAACCAUCAAAAGAAAAUAGUAGAAAAAGAUGAAAUAACUUAUUCGAAAAAGGAAACUGAAAAACAACUAAUCACCCUAACCGGAAUAACCACCAGCCAAAUUAACCAAGCCUUAAAAAUCAAAAAUCCUUAUCCAGCCCGAGUAUUCUUAAAAGUAGAUAACCAAGAGCAAGAUAUACCUGUUUUUUUUCGGAUUAAAGACCAGAAAGGCAAUUAUAUCCGACCCAAAAUUAAAAAAGGUUCUUUUCUCCAAGUCCAAGGGCAUUUUUCAAUCGGAACUGUUUACACCAAACAAUCUGAAAGAAAAUCCUUUACAGCCUAUUCUUACCAACUCCAAAAACUAAACCAACAAAUAGAAAGUUAUGGAAAAAAGCAAUCAAUACUGACGGUUAGCCGUAGAAUUAGAAAACGAGGAGCAAAUAAAAGAAAUAUUACCUCUUAUACCCUUUUAGAAACUCACUUAACUCGAAAAGAUAAUCAGUCCUGUUUGGUUAACUGUAAACAAACUUGGGAAAGCAUUAUCCAUAAAUACUGCCAAGAAAAAGUUUUAGGGCAAGAAUUAGAGCAAGAACAAAAAGAUAAAGAAAAUAUUAACGAUUAUGGGAGCCAUUAA
Molecule: messenger RNA, 651 nt
Organism: Funneliformis geosporum
Lineage: Eukaryota; Fungi; Glomeromycota; Glomeromycetes; Glomerales; Glomeraceae
Source: the annotation of a GenBank genome assembly